Molecule: messenger RNA, 321 nt
Organism: Trichophyton rubrum CBS 118892
Lineage: Eukaryota; Fungi; Ascomycota; Eurotiomycetes; Onygenales; Arthrodermataceae
Exons: 1
Coding region: 1-321 (106 amino acids)
Source: RefSeq, a predicted model, not a curated record
AUGGGCGGACUUCCAACACAGCAGUCAACAUACAGCCACCCUUGCAGGAGAUGUACAGAGCUGAGCGCCUUUCGUGACGUCUUGCAUAUAUGUUGCUGGGUAACGACAGAGUACGAACUCGGGUACGGAGUACUUUGCGCGUUAAAUUGUCUUCGUUUGGGUGGCUAUCUUGACUCGAUGUUACUACUGCUGGCAACCUGCUGUUGUACAAAUUCACCUGAUCUCGUAUCUUGCUUCCUCCUUUUUUUGUCCUUUUAUAAUUUUCAUUAUUUUUUUUUAAACCCUUUAAAUUUUUAUUUUUUGGUUGCCUCCCAUCAUUGA